GUUUACGUUUUACUGCAAAAGAACGGUGCAGGUAAUAUGAAUGUUGUUGAACUACUCGUUUUGUUCGAAGACGAUUUCGAUGAAAUACUUCGAGAUGAAAUGACAAAACAGUGGAAUCAACGAAAAGCGAUAAUAUUGGCCUUGGAUUAUUUUAAAUUUUUCUCAAAGGAACAACUUAUUAGCGCUUGUAAAGUGAGUUCUUUAAAAGAAUUUAAUCCACUGGAAACCAUAUACUACGAGGAUAAGGGACAAGCCGACUACACGUAUUUCGUUAUUAGUGGCGAAUGUAUGAUUUUGCAAUGUUUAAAAAUUCGUGUUUCAGAAAAGAAGGGCUCUAAAUUUUUCGAACUAGUUGAAAUAGAUAAGGAUUCCAACUCAAUAUUCACCCCUGAUGCGAGCGCUGAAGUGAUGAGAAUGACAAUUGUAGAAAAUGUCAAGACACAAGACUAUGAUAUUGAUGAAUUAAUCGCAUCCGAUGAAACAAAAUCGAAUAUGGAUUUGCAAAGGCCCGAUUUGCAAACAAUUGAAGCUAGAUGUCAAAAAAUUAUAAAUAGUGUACCUCCAGUUAAAGAACGCUCGUCAUCAUCAUUAUCGUCUUGGACUGAGUCAGGCGAAGAAUAUGAAAUUAAAUAUGAAGACGAAAGCGAAGAAGAACAGGAAAUUGGAUAUGAAGAUAGGUGGAGUAGAAUGUCGAGUGAAUUACAAACGAGAUCUAGUAUGUUGAAGAAAAAGUCUUUCCAACUUUCGAGAACAAGUAUUUAUUCUGAACUGUUGGAUGAAGAGGGAGAGGAAGAAGAUGAUUAUGGUUUCAAAUACUUGACUGAAAAUGGGCCCAGGCGACGUUCGUCUGCGGAAUCUAUAAUCCCGAAACGAACCAUUAACGAAGCGGCGGCUGUGGUAAAAAAUACGAACAAGCCCAAACAUCAUCAUAAGCGCAAAAAACAUAGACCUCAAGAAAUUCAAGAAGCUGCUGAAGAAGAAUAUGAAGCUGAAGAGACUGAACCCAUCUUACUUGAAAUGCAACCGUCAACAAUAUCCAAAAGGAGUUUUGUAAGAGUUCCACAAUACUCUUUACUGACCGACCUACGAGGACUUUAUACGGCCGAAAAUCUAAAUGAUGAAUUGGAACGCGCAAAUAAAAACGUUAAAACAACUCAAGAGAAUCACUUUAUUGAUGUUGGCUCUCUAACGUCUGGUGGCAUAUUUGGUUUAGGUGAAAAAUUAGAACAUCGAGUGAUUAUGGCGCGCACAACAGUACAAUGUCUGUUAAUGCCACGUUUUUGGCUUUUGGAGAAACCACAAAAUCCGGGCAACAUUUGGCAACGUCGACGUUUCUAUUUAGACUCAACAAUACCGUCGCGUCAAUCAUUGUUUACCGAUUUUCUAAGCACAUGCCAAUGGCAGAAAUUUAAAUCCCGCAUUAUUAAGCAGUGCAUUGAUUCCAAUUCUUUUUCAAAUCCUACCAAGAUACAGGACGUACCAAUUAUAUGUCGCAUUGUUGAAGCUAACAAUGAAUGA
Messenger RNA from Glossina fuscipes, 1518 nucleotides. RefSeq lists its product as uncharacterized. The coding region runs from base 37 to 1518 and encodes 493 amino acids. Lineage: Eukaryota; Metazoa; Arthropoda; Insecta; Diptera; Glossinidae. The record is from RefSeq and is a predicted model, not a curated record. The transcript is spliced from 6 exons.